AUGGCGUCUCUUCCUCACCAAGGCGUUGUUGACCGCCAUGAGCAGCAGCUCCUGGCAGAGUUGGAGACCUUGAGCCCCGAAGAGCUGCAAAGAGCGUUGGAGGACAACGUCUUCAGAUGUCACAGCUCUGAGAACGAAGCCCAGCUGGAAGAGCGCUCUGAGAACGAAGCCCAGCUGGAAGAGCACGGCUUGAGCGGUCACCUUGGAAGCCUUGCUGGGGCCGCGCCGGGGGAAGCACCUGUGGCAUCGCCUGCGGCGGCUGUCUCUCAGGGUGACAAGUUGGCCGCCGCUGUUCCUGUGACCAAAGAAGAGUUGCCGCAGCAGCCUGCAAAGAGGAUUGUUGAGGCCAUGGAGAUCGAUUCAUCAAGUGAAAGCGGCUCUGACUGCGCACCCACUGAAUUGGAAGAGGAAGCCGCUACUCCGAUGACUGCGGUAAAGACUUGCCCACCAAAAGCAGCGCCAAUGCACCUUGCAAGUCCUGCGGUUUCGGCUCCCCCCAAAGCGGCCCAAACUGCACAACAAGGUGCUGAAGACCCUGCUGUUAUGCUUGCUUACAUGGAGAAGCAGCAGGAGAUGCUACUUGCGCAAAUUGCUGGUUUGAAAUCCCAGGUGGAUAAGAUGACGGCGGAGAAAGCCUACACAACACCGCCGCAGAAACCUGUGUUCACACCAGAUGGCACGACCGCAGCUGCCCUGCCAUCACCUGCAGCAAAAGCUCCGCUACCAAAGCUGCCUGGUCGUCUGCCUGCUCCGCCACCAAAAAAGGAACCAACAACACCGGUUCCAAAGCAGGGGGCUGCGCCACAAGUAGCGCAACUGCAAGUUGCAACCGCAGCACCUGAGCCUCCAGUACCUCAAGCUGCUACACCUCAAGCUGAACCACCCCAAGUUGCAAAAGCAGCACUUCAGCGUGCAGCACCUCAAGCUGAACCGCCGCAAGUUGCAAAAGCAGCACUUCAGCGUGCAGCACCUCAAGCUGCUGCACCUCAAGCUGAACCACCCCAAGUUGCAAAAGCAGCACUUCAGCGUGCAGCACCUCAAGCUGAACCGCCGCAAGUUGCAAAAGCAGCACUUCAGCGUGCAGCACCUCAAGCUGAACCACCGCAAGCUUCAAGACCUGCAGCCGAGACCAUGGAGUCUACAGGUGUGAAGAAGGGCGAGGAAGAGAUUUUGGAUGCCUUCGACCUGGACAACCAGGAAUUGAGCGAACACGCAAUCUAUAUGAGAUUGAAGAGACUUUGCAUGCCCACCGGUGCUGGCAAACUGAGCGUCAGCAAGGACAUCAGCGACCAGUGGGCAACGGGCGAUAGAGAUCAGUUGACUCUAGCCCUCGUACAGGCUUUGAAGGUUCACGGCUUCUCCAACACGUCGGCCACGCGAAAGCUCGUACGGGCGGAGUUCGCAGAGCAGGUGGUGCGCAUCCGCGAGCGGUCUCGCCAAAAAGUGGAAGAAAUUGAGGGAGGUUGGUUCAGUGAAGAACGCAUGGACAAAGAUUUGGGAUACAGCAAGAGCAAUCGAUACGAUAGCUCUAUUACAGAGUACUUUGUCCAAACCAGCGACAAAGUGAAGAUCACCCGCGCUGACCUCGACAAGUGGUGCAGCAGCAAAGCGGCAGGUGAAAAUGAGGAGAUGCCGGACCAGAUGGACAUGCCAAGUCUGAAAGACCUCCCUACUGAUGAGCAAACCCCGGGAGAGGACGCCGCCAUCCCACUGGACACCUUCGAAGCGGUUCAGACAAGCUUGACUGCCUUCAUCGACAGCAUGCACGCUAAAGCCUCUCAAUUGAUCACAUGGGUGAAUGCUGUGGACACUAUGGGCACGGACAGAAGCAAACAGCGCCGCAUGAAUGCUGCUUUGCGCUUGCUCUACAGGGGCGGGGCAUGGCUUGCAGCUGAUGAGGCGGCGCUGAUUGGUGAGCAUGGACUGACCGCACUCCGUGCAAUGCAGCGGUGUGCAGAGAUUUCUCUGGCAAACAGAGAACCUCUGUACCCACUACAUGCCAAAAUGCACAUGCUCUUCCACCAGUUUCGAUUUCUGUGCCAAUACUCAAAGAAGUGUUGCUGGGUAGAGUCCCCCCUGACGGAUGCGUGCCAAAUGGAUGAGGGGUUCGUUGGUGUGGUGGCACGGCUGUCACGGCGUGUGUCGCCAAAGACCACAAUCCGACGAACCCUAGAUCUGUACCUGUGCUUGCUGCACAAGCACUGGACGAACCAACCAGUGCAGUCCGAUGAGGUGGAGGAGCACGACCGGAAGAAGAGCAUCGAAGCUCUGCAGCAGAUGGCCACGAAUAUCAGGCUCUUGCUCCAAGAGGUCGUGCCAGAGUUGCUCCACGGAAGAGACAACAGCUCUGCCAUGGACAUCGACACCCGGCCCUCCAACAGGUCGCAGGCCACCUAUGCGCAGAAGGUCUUACUGAAGCUUCAGACCUAUUCGGCCUGGGCCUGGCCUGUGAUCAUCGAAUACACCAGGAAUGCUUACGAUGACGAGGCAAUCACACCAGAGAUCCAAGCACGUAUGGAGCGAGGAACUGAUGGGUCCCUGAGUUAUUUGAGCUCCGUUCUGGUGUAUGCCUGGAAAGCAGCCGAAUUCCAGUUUCCAGUGGUCGAGGCCAUGAUGGAAAAGAAUGAAACAAGUGGAGAGACCCUGAUGAAAGCUGGCUGUGCCGCAAGCUAUGCUCAGCUGCUGGGAGACAUCACCGAGAUGUAUGGAGAGCUUUCAGACUCCAAACUCCAGUGUUUCUUGAAUACGACCAACAAGACCCACUGGAAACGGUGUGCCUUUGAUGCGACCAACUCUCUUCAAAGAGUGACUUCUGCCAUCGCACAGGCCGCCAACGCAAUGUGGCAAUGCUUUGGCAUCUAUUGGGGGUGCUCACAGCUGAUGAACACGGCCUAUUCUCAGUUGGUGAAGGCAAUGGUUGCAAGCGAAGAGAUGUCCGACAAUUGCAACGAAGAGACCCACAACAUUUGCAAGCCUUUCGCCUUCAAGGCGAUGGGUGCAUUGAGUCAAGCAGCAGGACAGAUGAGCUCUGCUAGUCAGGAUUGUGACAUCAAAGGAGGCUCCCAGGACUCGCCCUUGAAUCCCUAUGCGGCGACACCCUUCGAGAAACGGGAGGAUGCGCCCAAGGUCGACGCGCCUACUCCAUGA
Cladocopium goreaui is the source of this 3147-nucleotide messenger RNA. NCBI's taxonomy places the organism in Eukaryota, Dinophyceae, Suessiales, Symbiodiniaceae. The record is from the annotation of a GenBank genome assembly.